AUGGCGGUCGCCGCUGUCCCGUUGAUAGACAAUUUUACAUCUGUGUUCACCGCGUUUGACCCUUACCAUGAGUACUUUAUCACACCACUUUCGGGAGGACUUGUAAACUUUACCGUGCGGGUUAAUAUAUCGGAUCCUACGGAAGAACACGAGUGCCUCUUUGGGAGCGCCCGCUCGGUAGUUGCGAAAUAUGCACCUGCUUAUGUUGCUAGUAUAGGUGAGAGCGCUCCAUUCAGCCAAUACAGACAGGCAAGUAUUCUUCCUACUUUCAAGUCAAGUACCGGUGAUCGAAGCGCGCGCUCUUGCUUUGCUCUCCAGGCCGUCUACACAAAUAUUCUCGUCAUGUCGGAUUUGGGAAAUGCCAAAACACUGGACAAAUGGCUUGUCUCUGGUCCAGACGUAGAGGCCGCAGCCAAGGUUGGGGCCAAGUUUGGCGAGUUCCUCGCCCGGCUUGAUGUUUCCCUGAAUCUGUUCGAACACUUUGAUAAUCCAUCCAUCCACGAGCUCAUUUUUGGUUACGCCAUCGCUCCCAUCGAGAGCCACUUGCUGAAAUGUGGAUACGACCCUAGUGAUGCCGCAUUCGUUGGGAAACUGUGCAUAGCCAUGCACGAGCGACAGCAAGUAAGGCUGAAACGUUUCGAAGGUGCAGUUUUUGGUAUCGGGGAUAGUUGGCCCAGGUCUUUCCUCGUCGAUGGAACAAGUUACGAUAUUAAACCAAGUGUUGUGGACUGGGAAUUUGCGGGGAUGAUUAGUCCACUGAUUGAUCUGGCCCAACUAUGCGCGCAUCUUUACCUCUUAUGCCAAACGUCAUCCCCAGAAGUCAAGUCCAGAGUGAAAAAGUAUACCUUGGCAAUGGUUCGUGCUCACCAUAAUCAAGCACCAGAGUGGCAUUACAAGGCCGAAUAUCGAGCGGAUGCAUGGUUAUUGUUUGGACGCGAGAUCAUCAUCAAUACGAUCGAAAUGGAGUGGUGGGGUGGUGACGAAGUCAAGAAGCAGGCAGAUAUGAAGAUGCUUGGCGGGCAGGGUGCGGCCUUUGUGACAGAUGCAAAACGAAGAGGGAAUCAGGUCGGAGCGCUGUUCGAGGAUGUGUUUGAUACGCUAUGUUGA
This is a messenger RNA of Rhizoctonia solani, 1107 nucleotides long. Its product is annotated as APH domain-containing protein. NCBI's taxonomy places the organism in Eukaryota, Fungi, Basidiomycota, Agaricomycetes, Cantharellales, Ceratobasidiaceae. The transcript is spliced from 5 exons. The coding region runs from base 1 to 1107 and encodes 368 amino acids. The record is from RefSeq and is a predicted model, not a curated record.